Molecule: messenger RNA, 4366 nt
Organism: Hypanus sabinus (Atlantic stingray)
Lineage: Eukaryota; Metazoa; Chordata; Chondrichthyes; Myliobatiformes; Dasyatidae
Gene: adgrd1
Product: adhesion G protein-coupled receptor D1
Exons: 25
Biological process (GO): adenylate cyclase-activating G protein-coupled receptor signaling pathway; cell surface receptor signaling pathway
Cellular component (GO): membrane
Molecular function (GO): G protein-coupled receptor activity
Source: RefSeq, a predicted model, not a curated record
ACCGCGCCUGGUCCACAGCUGGAACAGUGGGAGGGUCCGACUGUCACAUCUGGAAGCGAUAGAACCAGGCGGCCGAUCCGAUCGGCAGCCGGGACGUCCCGCCGAGAGCGGAGCGAGUUGGUACUGCUGCGGGAAGCGAGCACACGGGUUUCGGGGAGUGUGGACCGGGAUCCGGACGAUGAGCGGCCCCCGGGCUGUCCAGUUCCCCCUCCUCCUCCUCCUGGCAUUGCUUCGGGGAACUUGGAGCGGGACAGGGACGGGCGGCGGGGUCGGACCCCGCAACUGCUCGGCUGAGAGCUGCGUCUCGUCUCCACAGGUCGGCGGCCAGGAGCCGGGGCUGGCAGGCAUCCAAGUGUUGAAGUCCGCCUCGCAUUAUUGGCCCUUGGGUCGCGUGGAGGGAUUGAACGAGCUCUGUGACGUCAAUGGAAGCCAAACAGACGUGGUGGAGGGUGUGGUGAACAAGGGGAUCUAUCUGAAUGGAAACGCUGGCGCCACUCUCCUGCACUUCGGAAGCUCCAAGAAUUCGUGCAUCAGUGACCUGGAGCAAUGCGGAGAGGCAGGCGUCAGCUUUUCCUUCUUCUGGAAGAACCUACAGAAACAAUCUGGCGUCAGCACGCCAUCGGGCGGGAAGCUGAUGUCAAACCGGUUCUCCGUCUACGCCAGUGUCAACAAUGGCUUCAUCGAAUUCUACACCCGCAAAACCUCGCACUCGUGGAAAGCCUCAAUAAGCCCACCAGGCACUGAAUGGACACACAUUCUCUUCACCUGGAGCCCGGUGGGUGGUCUCAAGGUCUACGUCAAUGGUACGUUCAGCACCAACGACACCUACGGCAAGGAGUCGGCGGACAGCGGUAACCAGCACGCCAACCUGGUGACCAGCACGCAGAAGGUGCACUCCUACGGCCACUACGUGACCGGCUCUUUCGACGAGUUUGUCAUUUGGGAGCGGGCUCUCUCCCCGCUGGAGAUUCAGCUGUACUUUAACGCGACUAUAGGUCUGCCUGUUUGCAACCCGGGAAAUGGCCCCUCUAUGUCCUUGGGAGAUCUGGGUGCCGGCAAUUCCACAAUGGAAAAUCUGACCACCUCAAGCACAAAUCACUCAGGCACGGCCCAGCCGAGAGAGGAGGACAAGAGGUUCACUGCUGGGGGUGUUCUUAGCCCCCCUUUUGCCUUUCCAAAUAAGACGCUACAACAUCAAACUGCUUCCAACCUGACAGAGCAAUACCUGCAGACGGUGGGGGAAUUCCUGGACGUGCUCAGCCUGACUGAGUCAGUGGAGGCUGUGGCCGAGGUGAGUGUGUUAAUCGAGACGGUGGACAACGUGUUGGAUCACGUGGUAACCUUCCUGGAGGGGGAUCCGAACUUGCCGGUCGGCAUCGAAGGGACUUCGCCGGUGGCUGACUACUUGUUGAUGAAGGUUGCAGAUGGUUCCAGCCUUUCCAGCUACCGUUUCCCCUCGCAAGGACUCAGCUACAUCUUCAUCCCCGGAGAGGCUUUUCACAGUAAGAAUACUUAUCGAGCAUUGCAGUUCCCCACACCUCCAGCGAGCCAGCCUUGUCAUUCCGGCCACUCCCCUGUGUUGCCCUCUCAAGGCAAACCAGAGCGGGAAUGUUUUUACUUCGAGCAAGGUUUCCAAUCUGGUGUCCACGACCCCUCAGUUAACGACAGACAUUUAAAAAUAGUUCAAAGGCCUUUAGCGGCUGGAGAGCUGCCAAAAUUUGCCAUGGUGGUCUUGCGUCUUGGGAUCUGCUCGCGUGGUCUCAUUGCACUCUCCGUCACGCUGGCCGAGGCUUGGGAGAGGGGCCUGUGGAUCAGCGAAGCCACCGUCCACAAAGACCACCCAAUUGCGGUGACCAGUCACGUCAUCUCGCUGAAGAUCGACCCCCCUCCCUCGCUCUCCCACAAUCUGUCAGGCUCUCCGCUCACCACCAUCAGCCUGACCCACAUCCUGAACCCAGCACAGCACAGCGGCGUGCAGAACGAGAGCAGCCUGAUCUAUUACUGGUGCGCCUUCCUCGACUUCAGCUCCGGGACGGGAGUCUGGUCCAACGAGGGGUGCAUCCGGAUCGGAGGGAACGCCUCCCACUCCGUCUGCUUCUGUAAUCACCUCACCAACUUCGCCAUCCUCAUGCAAGUGGUGCCCCUGGAGCUGAAGCGUGGACACCAGGUGGCGCUCUCUGCCAUUACCUACGUGGGCUGCUCCCUCUCCAUCGUGUGUCUCACCAUCACCCUGGUCACCUUCGCUGUCCUGUCGAAGGGUGGUGUGGAACGUAACGUCAAUACUGAUAAACCCUCUCUGCCUGAACAGUACCCGUGCAAGGUCCUGGCCAUCCUCCUCCAUUUCUUCUUCCUGAGUGCCUUCUCCUGGAUGUUAGUUGAGGGCCUUCACCUCUACAACAUGGUCAUCAAAGUCUUUGGCUCAGAGGAGAGCAAGCACUUCUACUACUAUGGCAUCGGCUGGGGCUCUCCCUUGGUGAUCUGCGUUGUGUCCGUUACCUCUGCUUUCGACAGCUAUGGCAAAGUGGACAACUGCUGGUUGUCGAUCGAGAGAGGAACCAUCUGGGCAUUUGUCGCACCUGCUCUCUUCGUUGUUCUGGUGAAUAUUGGCAUUCUUAUCGCCGUGAUACGGAUUAUAUCGAGGAUCAGUACGGACAACUACAAGAUUCACGGAGAUGCAACCGCGUCCAAGUUGACGGUGAAGGCCGUGGCGGUGUUGCUGCCGAUCCUGGGGAUAUCCUGGGCAUGUGGUGUGCUGGCCAUCAACAACUACGCCAUAGUCUUCCAGUACAUGUUCGCAUUUUUCAAUUCCUUACAGGGAUUCUUCAUCUUCCUGUUCCAUUGUAUUCUGAACUCUGAGGUCAGGGCUGCUCUGAAGCACAAAACGAAGGUCUGGUCUCUCAACAGCAGCUCCAUGCGCAACGUCAAUAUCAAGCCCUUCCACUCGGACAUCAUGAACGGAAACCGAGCUGUCACCAGCCCCGCCAAGGUGAACACCUGAGAGAGGAGCACAGAUGUCGGGCAUCGCGUGGAGUUGUCCACGGUGUGAGUCCGACCAUCGCCGACUCCCACCCACCCGUCCCGCCAGCGUCCCCAGGCAGACCGUGGAUCAGCACAGCAGAUUCAGAACUGUUCAUCAUCACCGUGAAAUCCGUCGUUUGCUUUAACAGCCAAACACAACUGAAGACAUUGCCCCCGGUCCGGGAAGGGGAGGUGGGCGUCAGGUGUCCGAUAACCCCGCGGUCAGUGUCUGAGCCCGGAUGAACCACAUCUCUGUCUGCCCUGAGGGAGGAGGGGCUUCGGGCAUCGUCAGAGCCCCCUGUCCUGGGCCAGUCCUUCAACCUGCAACCCAUCUUCCUCUCUUCCAGGGAUGAGUUCUUCGUGGUGUUUCUGUGGCUCUGGGCUUUUAACGGGAUGGGGUUGCUAACCAAAACCCAAACCUCCUCCUUUCGCAGCCACCCAUGGCGACGCUGGAGAUCUGUGUAUAUAACACAACCCUGCCCUCCCUCGGGGCCGCUGCUGGGGGGGCUGUCUGAUGUGCUCUCACAUCAGUCUGACCAGCACAAAACGUGCGGUAAUCGUAAGCUGAAACCUUUGUCUGUUUCCUCAGACAUGGGAGUGGUGCGUGCGUGUGUGUUGGUGGGACGCGUGUUCCCUGCGGAUGGUAUAUAGGGCUCUGCCAAGACACAAGUCAGUGACUGAAGAGCGAGCUUCUCUUGUAGCUCUUUGCGUUCCGUAGUGAUCACGUUUCUGCCGACUCUCUCUGAGGCGGAAUCAGAAUUUCGGUGUAAUAUCACGGGCAAAUGUCAAGAAAUUUGUUGUUUUGCGGCGGCAGUACAUUGCAAUACGUAAUAAUUAAAAAAACUAUAAAUUACAAUAAGAAAUAUAUUUUAAAGUUAAAUUAAAAAAGUAGUGAGGUAGUGAUCGUGGGUUCAGUGUCCGUUCAGAAAUCAGAUGGCAGAGGGGAAGUAGCGGUUCCUGAAUCACUGAGUGUGUGUCUUCAGGCUCCUGUACCUCCUCCCUGAUGGCAGAGAGGAAGUAGCGGUUCCUGAAUCGCUGAGUGUGUGUCUCCAGGCUGCCGAUGGUAACACUGAGAAGAGGGGGAUGGGUGGUGGGGGUCCUUAAUGAGGGAUGUGGCCGUUUAGAGGCAUUGGUCCUUGAAGAUGUCCUGGACGCUGGGGAGCCUGGUGCCCAUGGCGGAGCUGGCUGAGUUUACAACUCUCUGCAGCUUUUUCCGAUCCUGUGCCCCCCCACCCACACCAGACAGUGAUGCAGCCGGUUAGAAUGCUCUCCGUGUUACAUUUGUAGAGUUCUGUCUGGGUUUUUCGAAUCCCUUUCAAGUGUUAACUCCACUUGGAUUAAACGUUUA